AUGGCCGACAACGAGAGGACUGGCACAGGCGCCGACAAGUCUGAUGUCCCCAUCCGCCAGAGCGCACCGGCUCGUCGCGCUCCUCUGCCCCUCGACGUCCCCAUUAUCAAGCACCUGAACAGCAAGCGAACGAUUCUCGCGUCCGCCUCGCCUCGUCGCAAAGCUCUUCUCGCGCAAAUGGGCCUGAAAAAUCUCGAAAUCAUCCCCUCGACCAAGCCAGAAGACCUCGACAAGACCGCCUACGGUCCACAUGAAUACGUCGCGGCCACAGCCCGUCAGAAGGCGCUGGACGUCUACGAGACUGUGCUACAGUCUCACCUAGAAAGCAUACCAGAUCCAGACAUUGUAAUUGCAGCAGACACCAUCAUCGUCACCCGAGAUGGGCGCGUGUUAGAGAAGCCAAAGAACGAAGCCGACCACAUCCGAAUGAUCAAACUCAUGAGGGAUACCAGGAUACACAAGGUCCUUACGUCGGUGACAGUGAUUGCGCCUCGAGAGGACGCGGCUUACCCUGGCUACGCGAUUGCUACGCACACUGAAGAGACAAAGGUCUUCUUCUGUCAAGAAGACGACGGGCUGCCAGAUGAUGUCAUUGAAGCCUACGUCAAGACGCGCGAGGGCGCCGACAAGGCAGGUGGGUACGCGAUCCAGGGAAUUGGAGGCAUGCUUCUCGUUGAGAGAAUUGAAGGCAGCGUGGACAACGUGGUCGGCCUUCCCGUGAGGAAGUGCCUUGCAUUGGCAGAGAAGGUGAUCUUCCAGCAAGAUGUAGAGGAAGUGGCGGAAGAAGACGAACCAGCGGACUAUUGA
Molecule: messenger RNA, 807 nt
Organism: Emericellopsis cladophorae
Lineage: Eukaryota; Fungi; Ascomycota; Sordariomycetes; Hypocreales; Bionectriaceae
Exons: 1
Coding region: 1-807 (268 amino acids)
Molecular function (GO): nucleoside triphosphate diphosphatase activity
Source: RefSeq, a predicted model, not a curated record